Lutzomyia longipalpis is the source of this 3289-nucleotide messenger RNA. RefSeq lists its product as uncharacterized. Lineage: Eukaryota; Metazoa; Arthropoda; Insecta; Diptera; Psychodidae. Gene Ontology annotation, biological process: trehalose biosynthetic process. Gene Ontology annotation, molecular function: catalytic activity. The transcript has 6 exons. The record is from RefSeq and is a predicted model, not a curated record. Bases 695 to 3136 code for a protein of 813 amino acids. Gene Ontology annotation, cellular component: alpha,alpha-trehalose-phosphate synthase complex (UDP-forming); cytosol.
UGUUGGAGUGUAAUUAAGUCGACGAGUACAGAGUAUUUUCAGUGUUCGAAGCAUUACAGAAAGCUGACGAGGGAGCGAGGCAUAGAGCAGCGGGAGCAACAGCUAAAGAAGAAAAAAAAACGAGAGAAGAAAUCGUUCAGAGUGUUGGGAGAUAACUCGUAUUAUUAUAAACAAUAUAUAUUAUAUUUGUGUAUAUAAUACAGUACAAUUCGUGGUUCUAUUUGUGAUUAUAUUUUUUCGAAAAAGCGUUUAAUGUCCUUAACUUGAUAAUAAGUGAAUCAGUUGUGUCUCAUCUGGCAGCGAAUUAACAUCUCCCCGGGCAAGCAAAGCGUGGUCGUUUGUCUAUCAAUGUUAAAUGUUGGUGAUCUUAUAUGUGAAUUUACUAUGCAAAUAGCCUCUUGGGACUGCACGACAUCAGAUUAAAUUGCAUCGAGACUUUUUUUCGGAGCGGAUUUUGGGGGUGAUCGCUACGAAGAUCCAGAAAAUCCUGAUUAUAUUCAAACAAGAACAUUGAGAGAAGUUGCUCAAAUCAUUAUUGGAUUUUUUCCAGCAGCGGCAGCAACAAAGAGAAGAGGAAAAGUGUGGAGAAAAUUGUUUUGUGUUUUAGUGAUUUUUCCUUAAAACUUUUUUUUUGUUAAUCAAUUAAGAGAGAUCCUGUUAAAGAAUAAAUUGUGCGCAGUGAAAAAGAAAGGAAAUGCCAGAAUUGAGUCCCGAAGUGUUUGUCACAGACACGGCAAGCUCAAAAAGUAGCUUAAUUGUUGUAUCAAAUCGAUUGCCAUUUGUGCUGAAAACCAAUCCGGAAACCAAAGCUCUCGAGAGGAAGCCAAGUGCUGGCGGUUUGGUAACGGCUGUUUGUCCCGUGGUAAUCCAAGGCAAAGGACUAUGGGUAGGAUGGUCAGGGAUUCAUAUGAAGGACGACGAUGUGGUGAUCCCGGAAUCAGACCCAAAUGAUCACACCCCAACGGCUGGUCUCAAAUCCUCACAGGUCGUUUGCGUAAAUAUGGAUCCCUUGAUCUUUGAUUCGUACUACAAUGGCUGCUGCAAUGGUACAUUUUGGCCCCUUUUCCACUCAAUGCCCGGUCGAGCGGUCUUCAGCGCUGAUCACUGGCGCAGCUACGUGACAACCAAUAAGCAGUUUGCCCGACGCACCAUUGAGGCCCUGGAGCGUUGCCAUGCGAAUCAGCGUGAGAAUGCGGGAACACCGAUUGUCUGGAUCCACGACUACCAUCUCAUGCUUGCGGCUAACUGGGUACGCGAAGCGGCCGAGGAGAAGGGCCUCGCUUUCCAGCUGGCCUUUUUCCUCCACAUCCCCUUCCCGCCGUGGGACAUCUUUCGUCUACUUCCGUGGUCGGAUGAGAUCCUUCAGGGAAUGCUGGGAUGUGACAUGGUCGGCUUUCACAUUCGCGACUAUUGUCUCAAUUUUGUUGAUUGCUGCCAACGGAGUCUGGGAUGCCGUGUUGAUCGGAAGAAUUUGCUCGUUGAGCACGGUGGGCGAUCCGUGAGGAUUCGUCCACUUCCGAUUGGCAUCCCUUUUGAGCGUUUUGUUGAACUUGCCACAAGUGCCAAGCGUGUGAUCAAGACAAAGCAACAGGUGAUCCUUGGUGUUGAUCGUCUUGACUACACCAAAGGUCUCGUCAACCGUCUCAAGGCCUUUGAACUGCUCCUUGAGAAACAUCCUGAGCACCUUGGGAAUGUGAAUCUGCUGCAAAUCUCUGUGCCAUCGCGUACAGAUGUGAGGGAGUAUCAGGAGCUGAAGGAGGAGAUGGAUCAGCUUGUUGGAAGAAUAAAUGGUCGCUUCACAACACCCAAUUGGUCCCCAAUACGCUACAUCUACGGAUGCGUUGGCCAAGAUGAGCUGGCGGCUUUCUACAGGGAUGCUUCAGUUGCUCUUGUGACACCCCUGAGAGAUGGAAUGAAUCUCGUGGCGAAAGAGUUUGUAGCGUGUCAGAUUAAUGAUUCCCCUGGGGUGCUGAUUGUCUCACCAUUCGCCGGUGCUGGAGAGAUGAUGCACGAAGCAUUGCUGUGCAAUCCGUAUGAGAUUGAUGAUGCCGCCGAGGUGAUUCACAGGGCACUCACAAUGCCUGAGGAUGAACGGAAGCUACGUAUGAGUCGACUGAGACGACGUGAGAUGGAGAAUGAUGUCAAUCACUGGAUGAGGUGCUUCCUGAAGGCGAUGGGAUCCUUGGAAGAGGACGACAUUGGCACAACUUCAAUGCAACCUGUUUCCAUUGAUGACUUCGAUGAAUCCCUCCUCAGCUACAUUGGCUACAACCACAAGCUGGCCCUCCUACUCGACUACGACGGCACCUUGGCACCAAUUGCUCCACAUCCAGAUCUCGCUAUUCUCCCCCCGGAAACAAAGAAUGUCCUCCUGCGUCUCUCAAAUCACUCCGAUGUGCACAUUGCCAUUGUUUCGGGACGCAAUGUGGACAAUGUGAGGCAAAUGGUGGGAAUUGAAGGGAUCACAUACGCCGGCAGUCAUGGCCUGGAGAUCAUUCAUCCCGAUGGCAGCAAGUUUGUACAUCCGAUGCCCAUUGAGUUUGAGGACAAAGUUAGCCUCCUGCUGAAGGAGCUCCAAGAUUCCGUUUGCGGAGAUGGAGCUUGGGUGGAGAACAAAGGUGCCCUCUUGACAUUCCACUAUCGUGAGACUCCUGUGGAACUGAGGUCAACAAUGGUGGAGAAAGCGCGGCUGAUUAUCAAGAAAUUCGGCUUCCUCGCUCAUGAUGCCCACUGCGCACUUGAGGCCAAACCACCGGUACAGUGGAAUAAGGGACGUGCCUCAAUCUACAUUCUCAGGACUGCCUUUGGGGUGGAUUGGACUGAACGCAUGAAGAUUAUCUACGCUGGAGACGAUGCCACUGAUGAAGAUGCAAUGCAGGCUCUCAAAGGUAUAGCAAUGACUUUCCGUGUGACUUCAUCACACAUCGUGAAGACAUCUGCCCAGAGACGUCUUCCAUCCACGGAUUCCGUGCUCACGAUGCUAAAGUGGGUGGAGCGUCACUUUAUGCGACGCAAGCCACGCGCUAAUUCGCUAACGUACAAAAGUCGCAGGAAAGAUGGGCUCAAGAUGCAAAUGUGCUUUGAUCUAUCAUCACCAAAUACUCACACCAGCAGCUCAGAUGAGCCCCAUGAGUAGCCAGGGGGCUCGCGGAGUUUCACCAUGGAGCUCUGCAGUUAAUAAAUGCAUAAUCAACUCUAUCUUUGGGAUUUAUUUGUAAUUCAGUCGCAUGUUAUCAUAAUUUUAUAUUGAAACACUUUAUUUGUGUGAUUAAAUGCCAUUUUUACUGAC